Messenger RNA from Parasteatoda tepidariorum (common house spider), 1871 nucleotides. Lineage: Eukaryota; Metazoa; Arthropoda; Arachnida; Araneae; Theridiidae. The record is from RefSeq and is a predicted model, not a curated record.
AUGCCCGAAUCGCCGCCACGUUUUUGGAAUUGGAAAUCAUCAUUCACGGUAGAUUCGGCACAUUGUCAAAGUUUUCAGGACAUUGCUACAAAACCAGCGUGUGUCAGCAAUAAUGACUUUGAUGUUUGUCGCAAAAAUCUUCCAUGUAUUCCACUUCAGCCAAAUAUGGCUUCAAAAUGCGUGAAUUUAGUUCACGAUUCUAGUGAGUUCCGAGUAUCUCCUGGAGAAUAUUAUCCUGAAGAAAUGACACCAUCGCUUUGCCAAUGGUUGUGCUAUCGAUAUAAUUACUCUUAUGCAGCAAUCAUGGCCGACAAAUUUUGCCUUUGCAGCUACACAAACUACGAUUAUCCAGAAGUAGAUGGCAAGUGUUGCCCUCCUUCUUCUGAGGAUUGUGGUGAUGAUCCUGACACUGUUAAAGCAAUGGAAGUAGAUGAUCCACCAGAAAUAUAUGUGGAAUUAAAAAUCGAGAUUAAGAAUUUGGGGUUCCUUACAGUUGCUGUAAAUUAUGAAGCUACAGUGAAAUCAAAUGUGCUGGCAACUCUGCAUCUUUAUUACGAUGGUGAGGAGAUUGUUGAGCCAGAGACAGGAUCAAUUCCGGAAUUUAAGAAGAUAUACGUGUUUCUGAAUUGUAAACUUCCUGGAAGACACAUGGCUAAGGCUGUCGCAAUAGAUAUGGCUACGGAAAUGAUUGUAGCCUCUGAUGAACAAGAAAUUUUUAUACCGGAUAUGGAGAUCACAUUUAAUCUUGAUUGCCCCGACUACGUUUACCUUGGAGAGGACGUUACAUGCAAUGUAACUUUCAUCCGUGGUACUGAUCUUCAUUUUGAAAUACAAUUUGGCACAGAAUCUUCCGAGAGUUUUAUUGUACCAGAUUGUGUAAUUUUACCGAUUGGACCAUCUAUACCGCAGAUACCAAAACCAUCAACCUCGAACAGAGAUGUUGAUCCACCAGACAUAAUUUAUCUGGGUCUUGGCAAUCUUCCUUACUCUACACUGAUAGGUUUUGAUUUUUUUGCAACUCAGAAGGGAAAAUUCGAAGUACAGAUAUUACAACCUAAAUGCGACGGGGAUGAAAAAUUUUGUUCUGCAACGUGCCAAGAAUCUUGUCCACCCAAAAGAGAAUGCCUCUGCAAUGUAGAGAAAGAGUCAUUUUGCUCCAUGUCUCAAACAUGUGCUACUAUCGACGAACAAUCUUUUUGUACUCUUGAACUGAAAGAUAAUUACACUCCAAAAUCGAAUAUUGAAGUUGAAAUAGAUACACCAGGUUACAACUAUUUUCCUCUGAAAGAGGUGGAUUAUGUUGAAAUUGAGCCAGGCGAUAUAAUAGCGUUGAAGAUGGAAAAACCUACCAAAUUGAUGUUUGGAAAUGCUAAAGAGGAAGAUAUUUUGUUUAAUUUGGUGGACACGAAUGAGAAAGGAGAAGCACUGAAUAUCCGACACCACAUCAGAACAAUUCUCUUAAUUCCAACCAAUAUUUCAUUUCACCACAAUUUUACCGAACCCGGUAUAUAUAAAGUGAGAGCAAAGCUGACGAGUGAUUAUUCUGAUGAUUUGAAAAAUGAAAAAGAAACUUUUGUUCGAGUUAUAAGCCUUUUGAGUGGACUGAAACUUGAAGGACCUGCUGUGAACUGUACGAAAAUUGAUGAAGUUGCAACUCUAAUGGGUACAGUAGAAACUGGGAUAAACGUUACGUUUGAAUGGACAUCUGAAUAUUACGAGGACAGGUUUGAUACUAUAGGUAUAAUUCUGAUUUUUUAUCUUGAUAUUUGUGCCUGAAGAUAUUGAAAAUUACUAUAAAUUAUAAACAUUUUGCCUGUCCAAACCAAUUUGACGUAAUUUAAAACUACUAGACCGUAAAAUAAAUAAAUAAA